AUUAUUUAUUUGCUUUCGUCUCUACAAAUGAUAGAGGAUGAUGCGGUAAUCCCCACCAGGCGUACAGUAGUAGUAAACUCUUAAAAGGAAUUUUUUUUCUCUCUCUCUCUCUCUCUAUUGAAAGAGUUCUUCAGUUCCCUGUCCGUGCUGCGAUCUGAUUCCCUCAUCCUUUUUGUUCUGUCUUUCUCUUUCUUAAACCCUAGGAGGCUUUGGAGUUUGUGAUCUUGUUGAAUGGCUCUUGGCUCCGUAAUUCCCUCGGCGGAUUUUGUUUACUCGUCAUCUUCCUUGGCUGGAGAAUGAGAGGCGUUUGGAAUAUGCAUUUGUCACUUCUACGUGGAUUCCAAGCAAUGGAAAUUUCACGGAGAUGUCUCGUUUUCUUUCCUUGGAUGCUGCUUGUCUUUGCUUUCUCUGGUUUCAGGCAUGGGAUUUAAAGUAUUGUCUAAUAGAUCUCAGCCUAUCUUGGCGAUAUCAAUCAAUGCAAGAUCUGGCCUGAGGGUGACAAUUUCUUCUAUUUUCACGAGAAUAGGAUGUUGAUGAGUGGUGAUUUUAAUCUAAAUUCUGGGCAACAUUAUACUGAUUCCGUCAAGGAAGUUCUGAAGCAGACAAUGCUCCAUCAUGAUGCUAUAUUUAGGAACCAGGUUUAUGAACUGCACCGCAUAUACAGGAUUCAGAAGACCUUGAUGAAGGACCUCAGGUGGAAGGAAUUCGAAAAAUAUACUUCAUGGACAGCAAACACAAAAUCAAUUCCCUUGCCAUUUCAAGAUCCAGAAAAACAUAUAACAUUAGCAGGGGAUAGAAUCUUUUCUGGACCAUCAAUGGUAAAGCAGGUUGGGUCAACAUCAACUGCCAACUGGAAUUUUCUGGAGUGCCAAGACUCUUACUCUAAGCUUCGGCAGAAGCCUUUCAACCUUCUACUUCCUGCCGAUGAGUAUAUUAGUAGUGCAAGAGCUGAAAUUCCUGCGAAUGGAAAUUUAUGGCCAACUGUCGAUAAAUCUAGUGGAAUGAAGGAAUUUUUUCGUGCUAACCUUGUUCCAGAUCCUGAGGAAGUGAAACUCUCUCUUAGUACUGGAGGGGGCACAACGGAGAAGGGAUGUUCUAGCAGAUCUUGGCACAAUAACAAGGCUUGUUUGUCUACCAUAUAUGUGAGUGAUUCUGAAGAUUCCAUUGAAAGGAAAUCCAACGAGGAUAUGAAACCCAUUUCUUCCCUCACUUCUGAAGUUCCAACAACAUUUGUUGGAGACAAACAUGGGGUAAGAGAUACUUUCCUAUAUGAUCCGCGCUUUCCAGAUAGAUUGAAAAAGGAUAUAGAUCACAGGCCUUUCAUGAAUAAUCAUUCCUUUGCAAACCCGAAUGGAAGCAAUCAAGAAAAUAAAUCAUGCUGUUCAGAUACUGGAUUAAAUGAAUGCCAAUCUACUGUCCGAUUUGUUGGUCUGUUAACCUCAAACCAACAAACCUUUUUAUGUGAGACAAGACACAUUGACCUUAACAGAGUUAAGCUUGAUGAAUCAUCUUCUUUGUCAAGUGAUCCUUUGCUUAGCUUUCCUUCUCUGAGAGAAAGUUCACCAGCUGUUGUCCACAGAUUCGGUAAUGAAUCCAGUAAAGAGACUCAGAGUCUCAGGACUUCUGGGAGCAAAACUGAUCACAGAUUUUCUGAUGAAGCUUCUAUUGUGCUUCAACAAGAUAAUUUUGUGUAUUCAGCUCUGAUGGAUUCAAAGGGCGAAGUUUGUGGCGCACAAGCUUGCGAUGUGAGCACAAAGUGUAGAGAAAAUGGUGGAAAUAAAGUGGUUUUUAUAGAUCUGGAGCGUGUACCUGGGGAUCUGGUGGACCACUGUGAAGACUUCAGCAACCAAGAUCUUAAGCUUAGUAAAGAAGACGUAGACUUCUCACUCAGAUUACAAAAUGGUUGUUCAUCCAAGGGUUAUCAAGAGGGUACUUCGGAUGGAACUCCCACAUCUAAUGUGGAAAGCAAUAAGGUAUGCACAUCUAUAAGGUGUACUGAUUCACCCCAAGCAGUAGAUGAUGCAGAAGUCAGGCACAUAAACUUUGAGAGGAGUGAAGAAGAUACAGUGUCUUCAGGUCCCUUUAGAAGUCAUGCUGAGGUUCAAGCUGAACAUUGCAAAUCAUCUGAUGCUACAAGCAAGACCAAUUUCGGGACUGGCAAUAAUUCUUGCUGUAUGAAGGAUCUGCGAACUGGGACGAUUGGUAAAGGAGAAUCGAAAAAUUCAAAAUCUUCUGCCUCUGACGAAUCUGGAGCUACUCAGUUAGGAUCUCAGAUCACAGAAACCCAGUCUUCUGAAGGUAAAGGAGAACUGGGUAAUUCAAAAUCUUCUGCCUUUGAGGAAUCUAGAGUUACUCUGUUAGGAUCUGAGUUCACAGAAACCCACUCUGCUGAACAGGACCCCUUGGUCGAAACUCGGGUUUAUACCUGUGCUUUUCCAGAGAAAAGGUCUUCUGACGGAACCAAAACAAAACAAUGUCAUGGUCAGCAGCAUAAUGUAGAUAAGGAAAUGGAUAUUUUGGUCCAGAAAGCAGCCGAGUCUCUUAUUCAUAUUUCUUUGGAUAAUUCAUUUUGUCCACAAGACUACACUGGUGAGGCAUCAAAUGCAUCGGAGGAGGAGAUGAGUGAGCAGCCCCAGUAUUCUUCUGAUUCUUUUGAGUCAAUCACAUUAAGGCUAACAGAAUGCACUGUGGAUGACUACUCAUUAUCAUCAAUGCCAGUUGAAGUAAAUGAGACGGACAAAGGGUGUGGAUGGAAGUUGAAAAGGGGAAGCAGGCUCAAAGAUUUUCAGAAAGACAUACUGCCUGGUCUUGUAUCUCUUUCUAGGCAUGAAAUUUGUGAAGAUAUAAACAUUAUUGGGACAGCCUUGAGAUCAAGGGAGUAUAGGAGAAACAGAUCCAGAAACAUUGGUGAUGAAAAAUGGAGUGUGCCUGUGAAAGGCAGGCGGUCAAAACUCAAUUACAUUGGUCGAAGAAACUACUACUGAAAGUCAGGUGUAGGUAUCUAAAUUGGCAUAGAAAUGGGGCAUCAAUGGUUUAUGAAUCACUAUAUCUUUGCACAAAUAAUAUUUAGUUGCAUUAGUAGGAAGCAUUUUAAAUAUUCCUAUUUUAGGGUUUAUCAGUAGGGAGUUUGUUU
Telopea speciosissima is the source of this 3133-nucleotide messenger RNA. RefSeq lists its product as uncharacterized. NCBI's taxonomy places the organism in Eukaryota, Viridiplantae, Streptophyta, Magnoliopsida, Proteales, Proteaceae. The coding region runs from base 528 to 2984 and encodes 818 amino acids. The record is from RefSeq and is a predicted model, not a curated record. The transcript is spliced from 5 exons.